AUGUCAAUUUUUCAAGUAGCUCUUCAAAUCCAAUUUUGGAGUCCAAUUAUUUUUUUUUCAAUCGGAGCUCCAGCAGCAUGCCUCAAUGCAAUAUUAUUCAUCGGCGUAAAAACAUUUCGUCGAUCUCCAUCGGCCUACUAUGUUGUAGGACAAUCCUUAGCUGAUGUGAGUGCCUUGUUGAUCGUGCUUUUUCAAAUAGUUCCAUCCAUAUCAAUAUCGGCUUCAUCGAUUGCUUGUAAGUUAAUGGUCUUUUUUGUUCAAAUGACAGUGUCUGUUGCAAUGAGCUUUCUUUGUUUGUCUGCAUUCGAUCGUUGGGCAUGUACAUCUCAAUCGGCUCAAAUACGCCAAUUGAGUUCGAUUCGUGUAGCUCGUCGUCUCUUUAUUAUUCCAUUUAUUCUUUGGUCACUUGUAAAUAUUCCUUUUCUCAUCUAUUGUGAUCUUGUACCACCAAUAUUCAUGUGUUGGUUCACCAAUGAUCUCUUUAUGAAAAUAGGAGUUCUUGUUUUGUCUCCAAUCCUCACUGUUCUUCUUCCUCUGAUUGUUCUAAUAUUGUUUGAACUAUUGACAUAUUGUAAUAUUCGUCUUGUGACUCGCAUUCGUCAACAACCAAAUCAAACUCGUCUGUCAACAUGGGAACAACAAAUGACAAGAAUGAUGUUAACUCAAACUCUUCUAAGUAUCUUUUGUACACUCCCUCGAGCCAUUUUCACCAUUUAUACGAUUGCUACAAUUGACGAGAGUGCAACUAGAAGUUUUGAUCAACAAUCCAUUAUACUUCUCGUCGAUCAGUUAACUGUUUCUAUCGCUUCUAUGAAUUUCGUUUCAUCUUUUUACAUAUUUCUUCUUGCAUCACCACGUUUCCGACAAACGAUUCGAAUGUGUUUGAAACGUAGACUCAAUCUUGGACCUAAUCAAAUAGCUCCAACGAACAUAUUGCUUACAGCACCAACACUCACUGGACGACAAAUUAUAAGAGGUACUGCUUAUCCGAUGGUUCAAAUUGAAUCAUUUCGACGAUCAUCUAUUAAAAUGACCAUUGAUUAA
This is a messenger RNA of Rotaria sordida, 1044 nucleotides long. The record is from the annotation of a GenBank genome assembly. NCBI's taxonomy places the organism in Eukaryota, Metazoa, Rotifera, Eurotatoria, Philodinida, Philodinidae.